Molecule: messenger RNA, 1530 nt
Organism: Arthroderma uncinatum
Lineage: Eukaryota; Fungi; Ascomycota; Eurotiomycetes; Onygenales; Arthrodermataceae
Product: tRNA isopentenyltransferase
Exons: 2
Coding region: 1-1530 (509 amino acids)
Biological process (GO): tRNA modification
Cellular component (GO): mitochondrion
Molecular function (GO): tRNA dimethylallyltransferase activity; ATP binding
Source: RefSeq, a predicted model, not a curated record
AUGGCGUCUCCAAAACCGCCAGUGAGGCCUCUAAUUGCCGUUGUUGGUGCUACCGGCACAGGAAAAUCCAAGUUAGCAGUUGAACUUGCAGUCCGAUUUAAUGGAGAGAUAAUCAAUGCAGAUGCAAUGCAAAUGUACAACGGCCUCCCAAUCACCACUAAUCAAAUACCCGUUGAAGAAAGACAUGGGAUUCCACAUCACUUGAUCGCAUGUGUAAACCUGGACCAGAGCCCUUGGAGAGUUGGCCGAUUUAAGAAAGAAAGUCUGAAAAUUAUCGAUGAGAUUCGGUCAAGGGGGAAGCUACCAAUACUCGUUGGUGGGACUCAUUAUUAUACCCAGUCUGUCCUGUUCCACGAACCAUUACUCGACGAAGGUGACUCGGACGAUGAGAUUUCGAAAAAAUUGGAGCGAUCGCAAAUCGAUGAUACUUCGGUAAUAGAUCCUGCAAGUAAGGCCGAGUUUUCAAUUCUAGAUGCUACUCCGGAGGAAAUUUACGAGAAAUUACGGGAGGUUGACCCUGUAAUGGCAAAUCGUUGGCAUCGUAACGAAAAGAGAAAGAUUCGUCGAUCCUUGGAAAUUUACCUACAAACCGGGCGACCCGCUUCAAAGAUAUACGAGGAACAGAAAAGGAGAAUUAGACAGGUCGCGCCACAGGAAGAUGAUCUCGGCCUGAGAGCCGAAGAAUCAGACUCAGAUCCAGACUCUCAGCUUGGACAAGCCAGGUUUCCCAUUCUUGUCUUCUGGGUGCAUACCGAAAAGGAGGAAUUACGAAAACGGUUGGAUGGGCGUGUCUACGGAAUGAUAGACCAAGGUCUACUCGAAGAAGCUCGGCAUAUGUUUAAAUAUUUACAGGAUAGGGCAUCGGAAGGGGUGGAGGUUGAUCGAACGCGUGGAAUUUGGAUGUCUAUCGGCUUCAAGGAAUUAGAGCCUUAUAUCAAGGGCUUGCUUUCAGCCAAGGAGGAAUCAAAUCCUGAACUUGACGCAUUGAAGGACGAAUGCAUCGAAUCAAUCCAGUCUGCCACAAAACUAUAUGCUAAAGAACAGCUGAGAUAUAUAAGGAACAAACUUUGGAAAGCUCUGGGAACUGCCGGUAUAACCGAUCGUCUAUAUAUCGUCGAUUCAACAGAAGUGAAGGAUUGGGAUACUAUUGUUCGCCAGCCUGCUGAAGAUAUUGCCUCGAAAUUUCUUUCUGGGAACACGCUCCCUAAUCAAAGUGAGACUUCGAUCGCUGCAAAGGAGUUCUUCGCGUCGACAGAUGUCACAAAUCGCUUUGAGGUUGAUGAUAUCCCCCAGCGGAUGCAAUGCGAGACAUGCAACACUACUAUCGCCGGGGGGGAUGCUUGGUCUGCCCAUCUUACAGGGAGGAGACACAAGAGGGCGUUAAAAUCGGUUAAAAAGAGAAAGCACCGAGAUGAAUAUCUUAAGAGGCUCCGGGAUGAGUCUAAUGACACGUCUUCUCUGACCGUAAAAAACCAACUGUCUUCCGGGGUUAUGGAUCCGGAAUCUAGCGAUACCAGUUUGCCUUUAUAA